Molecule: messenger RNA, 1236 nt
Organism: Auanema sp. JU1783
Lineage: Eukaryota; Metazoa; Nematoda; Chromadorea; Rhabditida; Rhabditidae
Source: the annotation of a GenBank genome assembly
AUGAAUGAUUCAAUAUUGAAUUCUGUUUCAACGGAAAUAUCAGUGGAACAAACAUUUGAAGAAGAUCCGUGUGCCUAUUAUCAACAGCCAUAUCAUCGUGAAAGAUUCAUACUUGUAGCCGUUAUUGGGACAUUUGUGGCUGUCAUCAAUAUCAUCGAAAAUGUUUUUCUUAGUUUUAUGUUAUUCACAAAAAAAUCUUAUCGUUCCUCGUAUAUGCUCUAUCUGGCCUUAUUGGCUUUUUUCGAUAUUUUCAUUGCCGGAGCUUAUAUUCCGUUAAUGAGCUUAAGCCAUAUCGUUGAUUAUUUACAUUCUGUGGUAUUACUUAGAGCUUGGUUUACAUAUAUGAUCCCGAUGAUAACAAUCUCCCACAUAGCCAUGACAGCUUCAUCAUUUUUAAUGGUUGCUGCAAGCUUCGAGCGAUAUUGUGUGACAGUUCAAUCUAAAUACACAAAAUUUCUCAAUCAUCAUCGAUUCAAAAUAGCUGCAAGCAGUGUUUUUCUGGGAGUUUUAACGAAAGUAACACAUGGAUUAGAAUUCAGUAUAACUAUUCAAGAACCUUGUGUUGGCACAAUGAAUGAAUAUUCACUUGAAUUAUCUCCAUUGGCUCUAAAUGAAACAUAUGCAGCUUUUUGGAAAAUAUGGAUUCGCUCUGUGUUGACUAUUCUACUGCCAUUUACAUUGCUUGCUAUCAUGAAUAUUCGAAUCGUCCUCGUAAUUCAACGAACCGAGUUUCAAUUUCUCAAUGUUCAAAAGCUUAGUGAAGCAAAAAGAAAGAGCCGAGUUCGAGCAGCAACGAGAACUUUGGUUUUCGUUGUUUUUACAUAUCUUUUAUCAAAUGUUCUGAAUGUUAUUAUAACAAUCUGGGAAUACAUAGAUUAUGACGGAUUAACACAAGAUUUGGCUGCUUUUUACCUCAUUUCCGUGGAUGUGGUUUCCUUAUUAACCAUAUUUGCCGGAGCAUUACGUUUUCCCAUUUAUAUGACAUGCCAAUCAGAGUUACGUAAAGAAUUCAUAUCGAAAUUGAAAAAAAUGUAUUAUUGGAGUCCAUAUAAGGGCUAUGAUCCAGCUUCGAAUGCAAUGGAGGAACUUAAAAAAUCGGCCGAAGAUGGAAUGGAGGAGACCGAAAGCCGUUAUCCUGGUCUCCUUGUUCAUCUGAGUACGGUAUUGAUCAAAGCUGAAUCAAAUGAUACCGUAAUCCGCAAAGAUCAGCGAACAGAAUUGAACAAUUUUUCUUAA